Aphanomyces invadans is the source of this 201-nucleotide messenger RNA. RefSeq lists its product as hypothetical. The record is from RefSeq and is a predicted model, not a curated record. The coding region runs from base 1 to 201 and encodes 66 amino acids. The transcript has a single exon. NCBI's taxonomy places the organism in Eukaryota, Oomycota, Saprolegniomycetes, Saprolegniales, Verrucalvaceae.
AUGGACGAAGACGUGUGGCACUUCCACCUAAGGGAGCUCCUUAAGUUUGAGCUUGUCGGCCCGGCGACACUGCUGGUGGAUAACUUGUCAGCCCAAGUGUCCGUCCCAGCACGACGGGCCGUGGACGACGAGUUGUGCGCGUUUUUGGUGCCCCUGUCAUCAAAGAAGACGAGUGUCCGUCAACUCUUGAUGUCGGGGUGA